This is a messenger RNA of Diprion similis, 1583 nucleotides long. RefSeq lists its product as uncharacterized. The transcript is spliced from 5 exons. Bases 141 to 1154 code for a protein of 337 amino acids. The record is from RefSeq and is a predicted model, not a curated record. Lineage: Eukaryota; Metazoa; Arthropoda; Insecta; Hymenoptera; Diprionidae.
UAAUACAUAAUCCAUCAGAGUAAUGUUGAGGUUUUACUCCACGGAUAUGGAACACUACGUUUGUGAAAAUUCUUUUGGGAUUUUGUGCGUAUAGUGGUGUUGGUGCCAGACUAGUACUUGUCGAAACGUUAUCUUCUGAGAUGAUGAAGCCACGAUUAUUACUGUUGGUAAGCUGUGCCUUGGCGGUUUCCUAUGGACAGUCGAGCGGGAGGGUCAGCUUUGAAGAUUCAGAUUCCCAGCCUCGACAGAGGCAGGAUGGACCGCAGUUCCAGCAGUUCCAAAACCAGGGCCCUGCAGGUCCACCCGUAUUUCAGCAAGGGCGUCCUAAUGGAACGCGACAGGGCAAAGAUCUCUUAGACUGGAUAGGCUUGGGCGCAGGGCCGAACGUGGAUCCGUUCCUGGCUAGAACUAACACUGCUUGUCUGAAUGGCGAUCUCGCCGAAUGUUUCAAGUCCAGAGCCCUGAAUUCUAUGUCAGAGUUCUUUGACCAGCAAGAAUAUAACCUGAACGGCAAUGUCAGGGUCGUUAGAAUGUCGAGGGACGUUGUACGCGAGGUUAGCCGCCAACCUUACGAGUUCUCCAGUGCUCCCAGGAGUGAAGAGAGUGAGUGGGAUCAACUGGUGAAAUUUGCUGCCAGGAAGGCCGAGAAGUUCGUGAAGACCGUCGCGUUCGAGGUUGAAAUACCAAGUGAAGUUGUUGGAGAGAACGAGGUAUAUGCACCCCGGUUCUUGGACGAGAUUGCUGAUGAGAUUGACACAAUUGAAAACAAGAAGGACUCUCAUUUCUCUCGAAUCCGGCUAAAGAAGUUGUUGAUUCCAAUGUUGAUCAUCCUAAAGUUGUUCAAAUUGAAGUUACUGCUCUUCUUACCUCUGAUCCUGGGCUUGGCUUCGUUUAAGAAGUUCUUGGGCUUCAUAGCGAUUGUUAUACCGGGAUUAAUAGGAUUUUUCAAGCUCUGCAAACCUCAGGUGCAAAACUAUCAGCCUCCAGUGUACAGUCAAAGUGGCGUGGGAUUUCCGUAUUACAAAGAGAAUGCCAAUAGCUACAAUCACAACGAUUAUCACGAAAACGAUUACCACGGGCAUCAGGGAGGAUCGCCGGUAUCAUUCGGACAAGAUCUCGCCUAUCAAGGCUAUAACGGAGAGUAUGGUAAAUAGACCGCGUCCCGACGUCAACUGGUAGAAUAUUUAUGAGAAAGUUAUAUUCAGUGCCAAGGACCCGAGUUGUGGCACGCAAUCAGGCAAGCUUUAAAGGUUAAUGUGAAAACGUAAGUGUAAUUGCCUCGACUUGGUACUGUGACUCAGUUUACGUAAGAAAAAUGUACAAACGUCGACUGAUGAAGCCAUAUCUCACACGACCAAGUCAUAGGCUUCUCAUGUUUUCUCUUAACAUUCAUCUUCAUUUUCAAUUUAAUUUAUAUUUUAUUCCGUUUAAUAUUAAUUUACAAGUAAUGUCAAGACUGCCGAUGCCUAUACAUAAGUAGGUACACAAGUAGGUAUUACUAAGCCUUAGUUUCUGAAAUCGAUUAGGAUAAUCCAUGGGAUGUUACUCAUCUCUCUGUAUUUAUAUGUACAUUAAAUAUCAAU